GGCUGCGUUGGUGUGCGGGGACGUGACAUCUUCUUCCCUUUUGUAGAGGGAGCGACAAAUCAGCAAUACCAGUGGUAGAAAUUGAAAGGGGAGAUGGGUAACGCAGGCAAACUCAACGCCUCACCUUCCGAAUUGGACCUGGAUCGACCCAACAUCGAAGACUACCUCCCUUCCGGAUCCUCCAUACAAGACCCCCUCGCCAAGAUUCGCCUGCGUGAUUUGCUCGACAUUUCUCCUACCUUAACUGAGGCUGCAGGAGCCAUUGUUGAUGACUCGUUCACAAGAUGUUUCAAAUCAAAUCCUCCAGAACCUUGGAACUGGAAUAUAUAUCUUUUUCCACUAUGGUGCUUCGGAGUGGCGAUUCGAUAUUUUGUUUUAUUCCCUUUGAGGGUUAUAGUGUUGACCAUAGGGUGGAUAAUAUUCCUCUCAGCCUUCAUCCCUGUGCAUUUUCUUUUGAAAGGAAACGACAAGCUGAGGAAAAAUCUUGAGAGAUGUUUGGUGGAGUUAAUUUGCAGCUUCUUUGUUGCAUCUUGGACCGGAGUUGUCAAAUACCAUGGGCCGCGUCCCAGCAUGCGACCUAAGCAGGUAUUUGUGGCUAAUCAUACUUCCAUGAUUGAUUUCAUCAUCUUAGAACAGAUGACUGCAUUUUCUGUUAUUAUGCAGAAGCAUCCUGGAUGGGUCGGAUUACUGCAAAGCACUAUAUUAGAGAGCGUUGGAUGCAUCUGGUUCAAUCGUUCAGAGGCAAAGGAUCGUGAAAUUGUAGCAAGGAAGUUAAGGGACCAUGUUCAGGGAGCUGACAAUAACCCUCUUCUCAUAUUUCCUGAAGGAACUUGUGUAAAUAACCAUUACACCGUUAUGUUUAAAAAGGGCGCGUUUGAACUUGGCUGCACUGUCUGUCCAAUUGCAAUCAAGUACAACAAGAUAUUUGUUGAUGCUUUCUGGAACAGUCGGAAGCAAUCCUUCACUAUGCAUCUGCUACAACUUAUGACCUCCUGGGCUGUUGUUUGUGAUGUGUGGUACCUGGAACCGCAAAACCUGAAGCCUGGAGAGACACCCAUCGAAUUCGCUGAGAGGGUCAGGGACGUAAUAUCUGUUCGAGCAGGUCUUAAAAUGGUUCCUUGGGAUGGAUAUCUGAAGUACUCGCGCCCUAGCCCAAAACACAGAGAGCGGAAGCAACAAAGCUUUGCUGAGUCUGUGCUCCGGCGAUUGGAGGAGAAGUGAAGUGAUGUCCUUUUUUCUUCUUCUUUUUUUUUUUUUAUACAUUACAAUUUAGAUGCAUGGAUGUGUAAUUGAUCUCAUUUAUUUAAGAAAACCUUUGUGGAGUUUCUGGAUUGUGGCCCCAUGACGAUUGAUUUCUGUUUCCCAUCCCAUAUGUGGAAAAAGGAGGUAAUUAUGUGUGAAAAGGAAACACAACUUUAAUGCU
This is a messenger RNA of Tripterygium wilfordii, 1423 nucleotides long. Its product is annotated as glycerol-3-phosphate acyltransferase 9. NCBI's taxonomy places the organism in Eukaryota, Viridiplantae, Streptophyta, Magnoliopsida, Celastrales, Celastraceae. Gene Ontology annotation, cellular component: endoplasmic reticulum. Gene Ontology annotation, molecular function: glycerol-3-phosphate O-acyltransferase activity. The transcript is spliced from 12 exons. Bases 94 to 1221 code for a protein of 375 amino acids. The record is from RefSeq and is a predicted model, not a curated record. Gene Ontology annotation, biological process: triglyceride biosynthetic process.